CAUUACUGGUCAGGGUGGCCGUCUGCCUGCAGCAUGCAUUCGCUGUGCCGUUGGGUGCAGAAGUGAGAUGUAUUAGGGCGGCUGAUAUGGCCUCCUAGACGAAAGGCUUCUGUUUGACCAGGGUGGUAUACAGAACGCUGUGUGUACAGAAUAUACUCAUGUUAGGUCUAACGUAUGGCAAGGUUGUAUUGUGGACUGUGUAGGGAGUACCCGGGAUUCAAAGGUGUUUUGAAGAGUUCCUAAUGUGAGACGUUGUACCAGUCCUUUCUACUGGUGGGCAGACAUGGGAUGAAGGGGGAGGUUUUCUGUAGGGCGGAAUUCUACACCGUGUUAACAAAGGCUGAAGAUCCCUGCUGAAAUGGCUACCAAUAGCCCACAUAUUCACAGGCAAGAGGCCAUGAAGUGGGAAGGACCAUCCACGUCCACUUCUGGAGUGUUAGUUUCGAGUGGUGGGACAAACCGGCUGCCCACGGCCAGUCCUGAACAAACACGCUCACAACAGGUCAAGCAUUCGUCCAGCAUUGCAACAAAUACGGCAGGAAUGUCUCACAUGCAGACAGAAAUGCAUGUUCUAAGGAAUGGUAGGCAACAUUCAGACACUUCGUAUAUACCGGCAGCAAUAGACGGACCAUCGGCAAAGAAGAGCUUGGAAAAACUGCGCCAGAUGAGACAAAGACUACACAGUGAUGAAGACCUGAAGCCCAACAGUUAUACUGCUGACAAGGCCAAACAUCCCAGGACACUCAGUGAUGGAGCUAACAGGAGACACACUACACCCCAGGCUGUCAACAUUGUGCAUAACUCACACCACAGUCUAUCUAAAGGCCAAUCUACGCAAUUCAGAUCACCAGAGGUUUCCCCUUCUGCUAUUGCCAACUCAAGAAACAGAUUUUCGUUUGAGAGAGGGUCUAUGUCUCCUAACUUCUUCAACUCAAGACAAGCGUCCCUUGACUUUGACGUUAACUCAGAACCCGUGUCAAGAAUUUCCACACCAAUAAGUGUGGACACACCUCCUGUUUCAGCAAGCACGUCGCCUGUUACAUCAUCAAGGCUGGAAGAAGUCAUGCAAGAUGGUGACACGAGUGGUGAAAGCAUGUCUUACAGAAAGUUGUGGCAAAAUCGGUCCAUGAGGAAAAAGUCUCCUCAUCUCCAGGACCCAAAGCCCCCUCCUCAAGACAAUGGAUCAGGAAAAGUCUUCAAGAGGGGUGAAAGCAGCCCAACAUUCUUUUCGGGAAAUGUUACAACAGACAAGCAGCUGUCAACACAAGACAAAGAAAGGCAGGCCGACGGAAGUGCUCAUGUUGACCAGUCUGAAAGUCACACAAUUUCAGAACAUCUCGAUGCAGGUUCAUCGUUUUUCCGUAGAUCUACAGAAGGCAACUCUACAAGACGGUCACUACGGGCUAAAUACCCCAAAGCAAUGCAGCAUAUUCCCUCGUUCAACGAAUUCCGAAGGAUGAGAAAGGAAGGACAUGUCAGUCCUAGCGCAAAGUUCUCCAGCACAUUGUUUGGUCCAGUGGAGGAGAAUGAAGAUUGCUGUAGUGUUGCUGAAAACACAGAAAAAGAUAAGGAGUCUGAGAAGAGAGUAAGAGACAUGGCAAGGAAGGAUAUUGCAGAAUCGUCUAUCUCUGUGGCUCAUAGUAACCACAGGAAGGAAUCCAGAGAAACAGCUGUUACAGAAUCUGGUCCUCAGGAUGUCUUACCAGAUAUGCAAGCUUCACAUGACAAGAGUGAGGAGUGCAGCAGAGAUGGGGGAAGGUCUAUUCUGUCCAUCUUGUCUACGUACUAUGCAAAAGAAGGGACAAGGUUGGAGGAUGUGUCCAAGGAGAAUCAGGAUGUUACCUCUAGACACAACAGCUCUGCAGCACAGAAUGGAGCUUCAACUCUUCUUUCUCAUAAUGGUCAUUGUCAUGAGAGAAAAGCUAAAGAUGUCCAACAACACACAAACGAGUAUCAGACAUCAGCUUGUCAUCCAUCUUUGAUUCAAUUUGAAUCAAAUCUUAAAGACAGUCAUAUACCUGAAAGGCAGGGUGCAUUUUCCAACAUGAAGGAGGACUCUUUCUCGAACAUAGUAGAAAAGGAAUUGUCAGGAAACCUUCAAAGUCAAAGACAUGGCAAGCCCAACUCAGAAGCAUUGUUGCACAACCUUUCAGGUGAGAAAAUCUGUAGAAAAGCAAGCAAUGAAGUCAUUCCCAAACUUGAUUUGGCAUAUCUCAAUGAAGAAACCAACACGGAGAAACUCUCAGUGUCACCCAGGACUGAAGCUAAAACUCCUGAAAAGCAGGUCAGACAUGCCCAUGUAGCAGAGAAUUGUGUGAACCAUUUACCGUCCAGGGACAGAUCUGUCAAGGAUUCAAAGAAGGUUUCAGAAGUAAGUCUAGACGCUGCUGGAAGGAAGGACUUAGGACAGAGUAAAGUCCAGGAGAGUAGAGACAACAACAGAAAUGCUGUGAAGGAAGACUUAAGAGGUGCUUCUGCCUCUCAGACAAGAUUACAGGGAGAUCGAAUGUUGCAUGAAGACUACUCUGACACCGUUGAAGCUGUUAGCAGGACCGUUAGCCAGCCUCUCUGUAAACAUGUCAACAAUAAACACACCCCUGGCAGACCCCUGGAGACAAGAAUUUCAAGCACGAUGAGUGAAAUGUCCUCGUCAUGUUCUAAAGAAAGCCAAACAUCACAGAAAACCUUUGUACAUUCAUCCCAAAACCACAGACACAGGACUGAUGACUGUGGGUCAGAAUCAUCUCAUAUCAAUGCUGAAUCCAAGAGAGAAGCCACAGAUGUUGCACCAGCUACAAAGGAAGUUCAUUGCCCUCCUGCUAAAGAAAGCAGCCCUGUACAGGAACUAGGCCAAGCCCCGCCAGCCACAACAGAACAGAAAGAACCGUGUUAUGAGAAAGUGGAAACGGAUCCUGUGAGAACAAACUGUGACAGCUCAGACGGCAACAGUCCACACAAAGUGGGGGGUAUGUCGCUGGUCACAGUUGAGUGGACCCUCCGCAGGAACAAGGGCUGCCUGGUGGAGGCAGUAAACAGUAACGAGGAUUCUACAACACCUUAUGUUUCAGCUAAGGAUCAACUGAAGAGUUUGACCAGUUCUGAGAGCCCGUCUGGGAAGGUGUCGCCCCGUAGUUGGUACAGCCGCCACUGGUCCGCACCGAUAACUCCUAAACCCAUGUUAGAAACCAACCUGGCAGUCACAACCAGCGUGGCCAGCAAUGACUCCAGCCCUGCCUCCACCCCUCGUGUCAAGAGGAAGCAGAUCUUUGAUGUCUGUAUGGCUGUAUCUGAGAAGUUACAGAGAACAGAACCUGACAAGGCUGAAGAGGUACAAGAGAGAACGUUCGCAAGUGACAGUCAACAUCAUCAGCACACUACAGGUCAUAAUGGCAAUAGUCAGGUAGACUCUCAGCCAAACCUCUGUCAAGAGAAAAUUGAGACCAGAACAUCUUGUGAGGGUUUGACCACAACCAGAUAAGUGUCAAAGAACUGACAACUGCGGUACACCAUCUAUGGAGAGUGAAAAUAAGGUAGAAAGAAAAGAUGGCACUGUCUUCCAAACAGUUCAAACUGAGAACAGAAGUUUCACAAAAACUGGAAACACUGCCAUGUCACACACAGACUGCAAUCCCAAAGAGACAGGUAGAACUGGUGAAGUUUGCUCUGACAGGGACAGUGUAGAAAACAGAGAGGGAAACAUGUUAGGUGCAGAGAAGAUGAGUAUGUGGGGCUCCUUCAUUGAUGGAGAUGGUGGUAGCAGAGACAGCAGUAGAAGGGGCAGUGGUCAGAGCUCUGACCAGAGCAGCAGUUCAGGAGACAACACACAGGUGUCCAUGCCUGAGAUACAACUGGUGUUCCAAGACAGCCCUGUUCAUCAACACAAGGAGUCUUCAGAAGAAACUGACCAAGACUGUGUGUUUGACUUGACUGCACUCGUCAAACAGGAGCAAGGAGAAGGCAUCAAAAUCCAGGCAAAUGAUCACAAAGAAGUACUCUAUGGUGAUAACAAGAAGAAAUCUUCAUCAAUUGAGUGUAAUAACACAGACGAGAGAAAAAGACAAGGAAAGUUCCUCCCCAAGUCAUGGAGUGCUGACAUGGAAAGAUGGACAGAUGCAGACAAAACUUGCAAUCAUGAUGAAAGUACAGUACAGGAUGGAAAAAAUGUUGUAAAGCAAUCUUCAAAAGACAGAAGUAACAGCUAUCGCAAGAGAGGGCUGGAAAGACAGAAACCUGUCUCCAGCACAAGCGAGGAACUCUUUGCCAGGAAGUACAAGGGUGAGAGGAAGAGCAGCACGGAUGGGAACAUGCCGUCAGAGAAAGGAAAGACUCCCAAACGUAGUGUCACAUGGCACGCACUGGUCAGGACCUCAGAGGUUAAAACAGAGUCAAAGCAGAAGCCCCAGAGUUCAGUGGCGAGGUCCACAUCCGAUGUGACCAACUCCAGCAGUAAGGAGAGCAGACAGGACAAGACUGCCCGUCCUGUGAGACAACACCACAGUGACCCCUCCUCCAUGGCCCUGCAUAGGACAAGAAACUGGCUACACAGACACCAUGGUAUGGAGGACCUGACCAUAGUGGAAGGCGUCCCUGCUGAUUCCAGUGACAAGCGAACCUCCAGGACCAAGUCCAAAAAUCGCCAUAGCAACGUGAGCACUGCCAGCGUGGACAGUGGGGUCAUCGCCCUGGGAGACGAGAGGUCAAUCAUGGAGAGAAGACAGUCUGCUGUGGACAUUGCGAGGAACGACAGUGGGGUUGGCAUGGAGACCACACGUGUCCCCCGCAAGACUCGAGAAACAACGGAUGAGGCCAACUGUGCUGACUGUGAGAAAGUCAACACUGUUAUCGAUGUAGAAGAGGAAGAGGAAUCACCCAGGAGUGACCGUACAGAAGACACGGCGCUGUGCCCUCGCUGUGAGAAGCGGCGUGUGGAGAGGAAGGAGGCGAUCCAGGAGCUGGUGCAGACAGAGCUGAGCUACGGAGCAGACCUCCGCGUUAUCAAGGAGGAGUUCUAUGAACCGAUAGAGAAGGCCGGGCUGCUGACUCCACAGCAGCUACAGACUAUCUUCAUCAACAUUCUGGAACUGAUUGAGGUGAAUGACAGGUUUGCAGACAAGCUGCAGGAUGCCAUAGAGCAUGCUCAGGAGCAGGGGGAUGAGGACUACAUCUCUGUCCACAUCGGGCGCAUUUUCCUGCAGGCAGCCAACAUGCUCAUGGCCUUCGAGACAUACUGCACCAAACAGCCUGCUGCCCCUGCCAUGCUGAAGACCCUGGAGAGUGAGAAGGACCUGUUCAGGAUUUUCCUGGAGGUUUCCCAGACUGACAACUCUGCCCUGCGCAGGAUGCACCUCUCUUCCUUCCUCAUGGCUCCACUACAGAGGAUAACCAAAUACCCCCUGCUGCUGAGCCGGCUGUACAAGUCUACCUCCUGCCGCCACCCUGACAGGGACAGACUACUGGAGGCACAACAGCUGGUGGAGGAACAUCUGGAACACAUCAAUAUUAAAACCCAGGGCUCAGGUGGACUGAUGAGGCUGAAGAAGAAAAGCAGCAGGACUAAGAGCACCAGUAGUGUGGAGAACAUCGAGCUCAGAGAGAUGGCCCUGGAUGCUGUGAGCUGGAACAAGGACGAGGUCCACUUUAUCCAGAUGGGGAAACUGCAGGUGGUGCAGUGUGGGGACACCUGGGCCAGGAAAACUAAAGUCUGCUCAGUACAUGCACUUCUACUGGUGCUGGGACAGAUGCCUAACCUGCAGGCCCUUGAGGAGAAACGCCAGCCGUGCAGAGACAAACCUGUGAAGGGAGCAGCCCUGGUACUCAUCAGGGACAAGGGUGCUGGCAGGUUCACAACACUCAGGGAUCCGUUCUUUCUGGACAAGUGUGUUGUGUCUAUGGAUCCAGAUUCUGAGGAAGCCUUUGAGAUCUCAGAGAUCUACAAAGAUCCUUACAUUCUAAAGGGCGAGGAUCCUUCUGACACCUCAAGGUGGUUGUCUCUUCUCCAGGGUCUCUCCAGAGACCUGGGAAACUGGAGAAGAAGGAGGAACGCUCUUGCAAACAUCAUGAUCCACAUGGUGUCCAGAACUUGAGGGAUCAAAAGUGCCACCUACCAGUUUGGUUCAAAACUGCUCUUCAAUAAACGCUGGUUGUUGCAUUGGGAGGAGGCAAAGCGAGCCCAAAACAGCUAUCAGGAUUUUGAAGGAAUGUGGAUCGCUGGGCUGAAAGCACCCCCUAUUGAUGUAUAAAUGAGUUGCAGUGAAGAACAAAGGCCAGUUCUAUCAGUUAUGAGCGCUCCUGGCAGAUCUGCAGGGCAUUGCAAGUGCAAAGCGCCGAUCUGCAGACGCUUUCAAGUAAAGGCAGCAUGGUGGAUGAAAACACCUUAUAGUGUAUAAAUUAUAUGAGGAGAAAAAUUGUACAGAAGAGCAUGCAACAGCCCUUGGAUAGGAUAUGUGUAUGAACAUAUCUUGUUUGCAACAGCUCUCCAAGAAGAAAGCAGAAUCAUAGUGCCUUUUUGUCAAAUGACCACAAAGAAGUUGGUUAAAUAAACUCGAGGCAGGACCUCUGAGAUAGCGAGGAUUCAUAACUGCAAAAAAAAUGAAACAAAAGCAAGCACUUAAAUUUUGCGGCAAGGUGAAAAUUGAGUUUGCUGUUGAGACAACUGUUAUAACCUAACACCAUGCAAGACAGAGCACAUAUGUGUCUUGUGACAAGUUUGCAGCGACAGCUCACAGAAAAAUAAAUGCGAACAUAAAACUGCCACAGGCGUUUCACAAUUUACAGUAAAACCAGCACUGUGUUGCUGCUUUUGCAGUUUUUGCAAUAUACUAGUGUGCGGUGGUGCAAUUGGCUAUAUAAGUUUGCCUUAGGUUGAUUACUUGCUCUUAAACUUCACAUUGCACUAUGAAUCUUGUUUGCAUGAGCACUGCUAUAUAUUUAAGAUAAGUUUAAAAAGGGGGAAAAAUGUUCACACCUCCGUCCAUGUUGUAAUGUAAGAAUAGUCUAAAACUUUUAAAUCACCUUAAUUGCAAAAGUAGAUGAUAUUUUUGUACCAAACAAAUUAUACACAUGACUUUAUUGUCUUUGGCUGUAAAAAACCUGUACAGACAAUGAAAUUUUUAUAGUCGAGUAAUGUGCCAAAAUUUGCAUAAAACACAAUUUAGUACAAAUUUCUGGUAAGAUGAUACAGAUUAUGAACAUCUGAAGUGUUUUAGGAUUCAAAUUAUCAAAGGACCAUACAUAUUUAUUUCGUUGUAAUAUAAUAUAAAUUGAAUUAUCAUAUAUAGAAAUGUUUCAAAUUAAACUAAAUGUAUUAAGACAAA
Molecule: messenger RNA, 7313 nt
Organism: Branchiostoma belcheri (Belcher's lancelet)
Lineage: Eukaryota; Metazoa; Chordata; Leptocardii; Amphioxiformes; Branchiostomatidae
Exons: 14
Coding region: 3513-6083 (856 amino acids)
Biological process (GO): positive regulation of Rho protein signal transduction
Molecular function (GO): guanyl-nucleotide exchange factor activity
Source: RefSeq, a predicted model, not a curated record